AUGGUCGAUGCUGACUGCCACGUCUACCGACCAAGGCAGCAGGGAAUUAACCAAAAACCAACAGAAGCGUCAGGCCUCGGCAUCCCGCAGACUAAAUAUGGCCUAAGUUUGAGAAAAUUCAAUGAGGAAGAGGAAGCUUAUCAUGGAGAAGAAGAAGAUGGUGAUGGUGGUGGUGGUUAUGAUGAAAUUGUCUCCAAAGAACUGCCACCACGUUUGGAUAUGAAUAAACUGGUGGAGCAAUUAAUUUUUCUUGUUGGCUUCGAAAACACAGGUGGUAGGGUGGUGCGCGCCCCUCCGCAGUGUCGGCGACAACCGCGGCAGCUCCUCGCUUCCCCCGUCCCCGCCGGAACCAGAUGUGUGCCCGCGCCCGGCCCGCCCCCGCCUCAUCUCCCAGGAAGUGACGACAAAGCGCGGCCACUGGCAGGUGCCCUUUGUCCGCGGCCGCCCCCGCAGAUGGGGCAGAAAGCUUACGUGCGUGACGGGGAACUCCCGGCGCCGCACAAAAGACCGCCACCUGCUGAGUCUGCAGUGGAAAUGGGGGAGCUAGGAACGCCCGAGCCUGCCUUUGUUGGCGCCGCGGUGCUACACACACCGCUUUCACCGCCGCCGCCGCCGCCAUGUUUGCCGCGGCCAGAGGCCGCCUUGCGUGAUUUCAUCGGAAAUCUCUCCUCUCCUCUCCUCUCAUGCCCUCUGCUAUCCACUACGGCCAGUGCGCCCGCAAUGGAGCGCGAGUGGCUUGGCUGCCCGGCCGCGUGCUGCCUCGCCAAUCAGCCGGACUCUGCUCUUUGCCGUCCCUACUCUGAGCGCGAGCCGCGGCGCACGCAGAGAACACCAGCAGACGCUGUUUAA
Molecule: messenger RNA, 849 nt
Organism: Schistocerca serialis cubense
Lineage: Eukaryota; Metazoa; Arthropoda; Insecta; Orthoptera; Acrididae
Product: arp2/3 complex-activating protein rickA-like
Exons: 4
Coding region: 1-849 (282 amino acids)
Source: RefSeq, a predicted model, not a curated record